This is a messenger RNA of Venustampulla echinocandica, 1818 nucleotides long. RefSeq lists its product as uncharacterized. Gene Ontology annotation, biological process: double-strand break repair via homologous recombination; meiotic joint molecule formation; meiotic DNA recombinase assembly involved in reciprocal meiotic recombination. The transcript has 3 exons. NCBI's taxonomy places the organism in Eukaryota, Fungi, Ascomycota, Leotiomycetes, Helotiales, Pleuroascaceae. The coding region runs from base 1 to 1818 and encodes 605 amino acids. Gene Ontology annotation, cellular component: Swi5-Sfr1 complex; Swi5-Swi2 complex. The record is from RefSeq and is a predicted model, not a curated record.
AUGUCAUCUCCCGGCCCCUCCUCGCCACCAAGAACCGCUCCUCAAUCCCAAACCCCCUCCUUCAUCGCAGGCACAACGGUGGAAAAUACACCCAUUCAACAAUGUACUGCAGAAACUGUUGUUUCAACUCUUCCCUUCCUCACCGGAACAACAGUAGAAAAUACACCCAUUAGGCCGCCCACGACAGACAAUGUCAUCUCAGAUCCACCAGUGUUAUCGGGAGUAAUGCUCGAAGGCGAGGAAAACAUAUCUGAUAUAUUAUCCACACCUAGUCUCACAGAUGAAGAAGAGGGCAAUGGUUUGGUAGUGGAAUUGCCGACUCUAGUUGCCGAUUCGACUAGUCAUGACCGUGACGUCGUAGAGAGAAGCGUGGAGAUUCCGGAGAGUGAAACGUUUGAUAAUCAUGAGUUUAGCUCCUCGCUCUUUGAUGCUGCUGCAGCCGGGAUGAAUGUUGGGUGUGGGGAGGGUUUUACGGACGAUCAGAAGAUUGGACGAAAUGGUGCUAGUAUUGAGGAUGCAACACCUGCGGAGGAAGACGUGGUUAGUCAGGGAGUGGAUGCUCAUGAGGAAGAGGAGGGCAGUGGGGAAGUGAUACCAGAAGUUCCUGAUUCCGAGGGAACAUCUAACGAGCUGGAAUCGCCUAUCCAGAAGCCAUUGGGGCCGGAACAGGUACUGGAAAACGAGCCUGGGGAGUAUGGGACGAUCCAUUCUACCAGCUCGGUGAAAGUAGGCGUGAUAGAACCUGCACCUUCUAGUACCGAGGGAUUUAGAGAAGAAGAACAAAGCCUUCAAGUGGUUGCGAACACGGAAACCGAUCAUGUCGCAACGGAUUCGCUCGGGGGUGCAGUACAUACCGUGAUAUCAACUGCGGAGGAUCAGGAGCUUCGAACCCGAAUAUCUAACAAAACGACAAACGCUGAUGGGGAAAUUGAAGAUAUAUCAUCUACGAUGGCGGUCGAUGACCAGUAUGUUGAGCAGGAAACUUCAGGUCUAUCAAAAUAUAUAGUAGCUUCUAAGCAACUAAGGGAGUCUACGGAGGCAUCUGCAGCACCAAUAGAGCGCGCCCAUCUUGAUACACAUUCCUUACCUGGCUCAUCUGGAGAAAACAAGAUCUCGACCACUCCAGCAAAAGGAUUGAAAACUAAAUAUGAAAAGUUAGCCCCCAAUAACACUCCAUCGCAAGGGGCUACGGAGGUAGGCUUUCUACCGCAGUUCAUAUCGCCAGCAAAGGGUGAUGUCAUCAUGAAAGAUGUCCCUCAUACAGCCACUGAUGAGGACCUUUUAAAUCCUCCCUCGUCGCUAUCGAUUAAUCUCCAAAAUUCAAGCACAAUAGCCGAUAUAGCCCCCUCCGCACCUAGGUCAACCUCUCUAGUCUCGUUCCAAGAUCAAAAUAUCACACAGGUGCCAACAUUCUCGGAAGCGCUCUCUACGCCUGCUAAAAGAACAACCCCUCUUCCUUCUUCCGCGAAGCAGAACCCAGUUCCGGAUUCUAAGUCGUCUGCGGCUGCUGAUGAGAACUUCUCUCCUAAUAAAGACCAGUUAUUGAUGGCUGAGUUGAAGGCUAUGAAGAUCGCCUCAAUCCAAGCCCGUAACGUGUCCCUCAAAGCAGAAAUUGCCCGAACCCGAGAAAGGACCCAAGAUAUAGCCGAAACUUUGACCGCACCUGCCUCUGAGACGGUAAAAUCCCACAUCAAGCUUUUGCACGACUACAACGAUAUCCGGGAUGUGGGGCAGGGUCUUAUAGGCAUGAUUGCGGACAAUAGGGGAGUGAGAGUUGGGGAGUUGUAUAAGGAGUUUGGGGUUGGGUUGAAAGAUUGA